Molecule: messenger RNA, 979 nt
Organism: Cicer arietinum (chickpea)
Lineage: Eukaryota; Viridiplantae; Streptophyta; Magnoliopsida; Fabales; Fabaceae
Source: RefSeq, a predicted model, not a curated record
UUAGCUCGUUUAAGGGGCCAAUAUAUGGUUGACAGUGCAACAAAAUCUGAUCCUUCAAUUCUCUAAGAUUGAUAUAUCACUCAGGUUUUAUGGUUAGAUUGGAGUCCAAAACAAUGUGUCAGUACUCUAUCCAUACAAAGUUGCAACAGCUUCCAAGUAUAUUUCAUGGUUUAUUGAUUGGAUUUGAAGUACGGGUAGAUAUCACUUGUCUUAUGAAAACAAGAACAAAGUAUUUGAUAUUUUAAGAGAUGAAAGGUGAAGCAGGCCAUCACCACAGGUUUAGCCUAUUUUCCAAAAGGUGGGGCAUGUAAACACAAUAUGUGUGAAGUCCUCAUUAAAGUCUUCAAGACAGUGCCAUGUGAUCUUUAAUGAGCCCUGUCUCCCACUACACCCCAUCAAAAAUAACUCAUUCACAAUUCGGUAGAGAAUGGUUUCCACCAUUCUAUAUAUACCAUUCAUUGGGUUCACAAGCAACACAACUCAUUCCUACACUAAAGCAUCGUAAUUCAAAUUAACUUCUUUCUUCUUCUACUACUUCUUUGAGAUUAUUCUAUCAUUCAGUGUGUUAAGAGACAAAACAAGAAUGGGUUUUCGCUUACCUGGUAUUAGACGAUCAUCAUUUACUUCAAGUCAAGCAUCAAGCAAGGAAGUGGAAGUCCCGAAAGGCUAUCUGGCGGUGUACGUCGGAGAGAACCAACCUUCAUUUCAAGAAUUACUGAGCCAAGCUGAAGAGGAAUUCGGAUAUUGUCAUCCAAUGGGUGGCCUCACAAUUCCCUGCAAGGAAGAUGUGUUCUUAGAGACAGCUUCUAGCUUGAACAAACUAUAAUUCUAAUUCCAAUAGAUCCUAACAUAGACUAGUUGAGACAAUUUUUGUAUAGCACAAUUUUCUUUUCUCCAUUUUGUUGUUUCCUCUGAAAUUGAAAAGGUCAUUAAUGAGAAUAUUGCAAAAUCAUGUGAAUUAUAUGUUAUUUUUCCUCAA